Messenger RNA from Coffea arabica (coffee), 2905 nucleotides. Its product is annotated as pentatricopeptide repeat-containing protein At2g15820, chloroplastic-like. The record is from RefSeq and is a predicted model, not a curated record. NCBI's taxonomy places the organism in Eukaryota, Viridiplantae, Streptophyta, Magnoliopsida, Gentianales, Rubiaceae. Gene Ontology annotation, biological process: Group II intron splicing; photosystem I assembly; mRNA cis splicing, via spliceosome. Gene Ontology annotation, molecular function: protein binding; endonuclease activity.
AUUUAGAAGUAAGCAAGAAUGUGUGUGGAUGGAUUACUUUCCGGGUGAGGGAUCAGAUUACUUUGUCAUCCACCGGGACCACCACUACCAAAUUAAAGCUCCUUAGCUCCCGGCUGCCGUCGUCGGAGGCAGCCUCCCACAUUUCCCCGCCAAACUCUAUUCUGUAGACGUCCCAUAUAUCAUGCUGCUUCUGAGCAGCCCCUUCUCCAGCUCAGCCCAAACUCCUCUUCCAAAUGUCCGGACUUGCCCGACCCAAUCCUCCAAAUUUCCCACGUCCCUCGCUCUCCCCUGCUAUCUCUAUCUCCGUCCCUCGCUCCGCCUCCAUUUCAUCACAUUUCCACCUCUCUAUUCCGUCUCAGCUACUACUUCGGUUCAACAGUUGGACCGCUCGCCUGAAAAAUCUCUACCCGAUGAUGACAAUCUAGAGAUACUGAAAAAUGGGGAGACGGAAGGUUUCGAUUUUGAUGGUCCGUUUGAGUCGACUGAGUUGAGGCGAUUCGACUCGCCCACCGUUCAAGUUAAAGAACUUGAUGAGCUUCCGGAACAGUGGCGCCGGUCAAAAUUGGCUUGGCUUUGUAAGGAGUUGCCGGCGCAUAAUCACGGGACGCUGAUCCGGCUCCUGAAUUCCCAGAGAAAAUGGAUGAGGCAAGAUGAUGCUGCUUAUGUAGUAGUUCAUUGUAUCCGCAUUCGCGAAAAUGAGACCGCUUUUAGGGUUUACAAAUGGAUGAUGCAGCAACACUGGUUCCGUUUUGAUUUUGGUCUUGCAACCAAGUUAGCUGACUACAUGGGUAAGGAGCGAAAGUACUUGAAAUGUAGGGAGAUUUUUGAUCAUAUACUUAACCAAGGACGAGUUCCUAGCGAAUCCACGUAUCAUAUACUGACUGUUGCCUAUCUUAGUUCUUCUGCUGAAGGUUGCCUAGAGGAAGCAUGCAACAUAUUUACAGGUAUGGUUCAGUUGGGAGGUUAUAAGCCUCGACUCAACUUGCACAAUUCCUUGUUCAGAGCUCUUGCGAGCAAACCAGGAGGCUCUUGUAGGCACCUACUUGCCCAGGCAGAGUUUAUAUUUCACGACUUGACAACUUCUGGACUUGAAAUGCACAAGGACAUCUACGGCAGCCUUAUAUGGCUUCACAGCUAUCAGGAUGCCAUAGAUAUGGAAAGGAUUGCAUCAUUGCGAGCUGAAAUGCAAUCAAAGGGAUUUGAAGAGAGCAGAGAGGUGCUGGUGUCAGUCUUACGAGCUUGCUCUAAUGAAGGAGAUUUAGAGGAAGCAGAAAAAACUUGGAAUAAGCUUCUGUCCUUCAAUAAGGAUCCUCCACCACAAGCAUUUGUGUACCUUAUGGAAGUUUAUGCAAAGGUUGGCGAACCCAUGAAAUCUUUGGGAGUGUUCAGGAGUAUGCAGGAGCUUUUGGGUUCCGCAAGUAUUAUGGCAUAUCACAAAAUUGUAGAGGUGUUGUCUAAAGCUCGAAAUACAGAACUGGUUGAGUCUCUUAUGGUAGAGUUCAUAAAUAGUGGCUUGAAACCCCUCAGACCAUCUUUUAUCCAUUUGAUGGUUAUGUAUUCCAACUUAGGCUUGCAUGAUAAGCUGGAGUCGGCUUUCAUCCAGUGCCUUGAGAAAUGUCAGCCGAACAGAACCAUGUACAACAUUUACUUAGAUUCACUUGUACAAGUUGGCAGUCUGGAGAGGGCGGAAGAGAUCUUCAGCCAAAUGUAUGGUAACGCCACAGUUGGUGUUAAUGCUAGGUCAUGUAACACAAUGUUGAAGGGCUAUCUCUCCUGUGGAGAUUAUGUGAAGAUAGAAAAGAUGUUCGAUUUAAUGUACCGCAACAAUUACGAAAUCGAGCCUGCUUUAAAAAAGAAGCUUGAUUAUACUCUUAGCUUGAGUAGAGAAGUUGUCAGAACACCCCCAAAGUUGAAGCUUAAUGAUGUCCAGCGAGAGAUCUUAGUCGGGAUGCUCUUGGGUGGUUUAAGAAUGGCAUCAGGUCAAGAUAACAGGAAAUUUGCCAUUACUUUUGAGUUUAAUGAACAGUCGGGUAUUCAUUCUGUUUUGAAGAGACAUAUACAUGACGAGUACCAUGAAUGGUUGGACUGCGGAAAUCCAGUAGAUGGGGUUGAUGGUACUCCAUUUCACUUUACUACCAUCUCACAUUCUUGUUUUACUUUUUAUGCCGAGCAGUUCUGGCCUAACAGUCAGCCUGCGAUUCCGAAGCUAAUUCAUCGGUGGUUGUCACCCCGAGUCCUUGCAUACUGGUAUAUGUAUGGUGGCCAUAGGACGCCGGGAGGGGACAUUCUGUUGAAGCUAAAGGGAAGUCAAGAAAGCAUUGCGAGGGUUCUGAAAGCAUUGAAGACGAGAUCUUUGGAAAACAGGGUAAAAAGGAAGGGAAGGGUGUUUUUGAUAGGCUUUCAAGGGAGCAAUGCUUCAAGGUUUUGGAACCUAGUAGAACCCUUCAUUCUUGAUGAUUGGAAAGAUGUUCUGCAAGUAGGUAGUGUAAACCCCUCUGAAACAGCAGAAAACCAAAACAUUAACUUUGAGAGCGGCUCUGAUUAUGAUGAAAAUGCUUCUGAUUACGGUGAGGAUGACAACUUAUAGGACCUCUUUGUAACUAGUAUUUUGUGUAGCGUUCAACACUUACAACGGUCCAAAUAUUACCCAGUACAUCUGCUUUAGGAAUGUUACAGCCAAAUUUACUGAUUAACAACAUAGGCUAACCAAAUUUACUUUCCUGAGAGGCUCCCUCAGGAAAUGGUGGUUAUGGCAGCAAUUUUUCAGUUGUCCAAGAUUCCAUCCAUUUGAAUAACGAAAGUUAAGCACCAUAUGGUACUAAUUAUUUAAUCUUUGGUGUUCCUUCCUUUUUUUAAUCACCACAUGUAAGGAAGAACUUUCUAAUACUAGUCAAAAUUGUUGUUG